This is a messenger RNA of Limulus polyphemus (Atlantic horseshoe crab), 2389 nucleotides long. RefSeq names its product DCN1-like protein 1. Gene Ontology annotation, molecular function: ubiquitin conjugating enzyme binding; cullin family protein binding; ubiquitin-like protein binding. Gene Ontology annotation, cellular component: ubiquitin ligase complex. The record is from RefSeq and is a predicted model, not a curated record. Lineage: Eukaryota; Metazoa; Arthropoda; Merostomata; Xiphosura; Limulidae. The coding region runs from base 48 to 824 and encodes 258 amino acids. Gene Ontology annotation, biological process: positive regulation of ubiquitin-protein transferase activity; protein neddylation. The transcript has 8 exons.
GUAGAAUUUGCGCAUGUCAGGUGAAGAGUAUAUUGGAAGGUGGAGACAUGCAUAAAUUAAAGUCAGCACAGAAAGAAAAAGUGAGGCAGUUCGUCGCUUUCACCCAGACUGGCGAAAAGACUGCAAUUUAUUGUCUUUCACAACAUGAUUGGAAGUUGGAUGUCGCUUCAGAUAAUUAUUUUCAAAAUCCAGAACUUUAUUUCCGAGAACCUAAACUUCCAGUAGACAAAAAACGACUAGAACAUUUAUACAGUAGAUACAAAGAUCCCCAAGAACCAGAUAAAAUCACAGUGGAUGGAAUUAUGAGGUUUUUAGAUGAUUUAAAUCUUAGUCCCGAAAGUAGGCUGGUUUUAAUCAUGGCAUGGAAGUUCAAAGCAGCUACACAGUGUGAGUUUACGAGGGAAGAAUUUGUAAAUGGUAUGACAGAUUUAGGGUGCGACUCAAUUGAGAAACUCAAGAGUAGACUUCUAACAAUAGAAGCAGAGUUAAAAGAUCAAAUCAAAUUCAAAGACUUUUAUAACUUCACUUUCAACUAUGCUAAAAAUCCAGGACAAAAAAGUCUUGAUUUAGACAUGGCUGUAGCCUACUGGAAUAUUGUAUUAGCUGGGAAGUUCAAGUUCCUUGACCUCUGGUGUCAGUUUUUACAGGAACAUCACAGAAGAGCCAUUCCCAAAGAUACAUGGAACCUGCUACUUGACUUCAGCACUAUGAUUAAUGAUGAAAUGAGCAAUUACGAUGAAGAAGGGGCUUGGCCUGUACUUCUAGAUGAUUUUGUGGAGUGGGCUCAACCUCAAGUAGAAGCUAGAAAAUGUACACAAGUAUGAGCAAAGAGAAGUGGAUAAAUAUUACGGAAGAUUCAGGACAAAUAAGGCCAAGAUGUUCAAAGCGUGUAAACUUGAAGCAAGCUCUGUAUUUUUAGGUGUAUGAUGCUACAUCAAGAGAUGAGUGUGUUAAUGAUGAAAUGCUUAUUGAGUAUGCUAAUGAACUUGGACAACAGCUGGUGUAACAGUUUAAGUACUCCAGGGGAUGACUGUGAUGUUUCAAGACACUUUAGUAUAAAUAAAGCAAAGUUUGAAGGUGAAGCGGCAAGUGCUGAUUAAAACACAAUCACUAAAAAUUGUAAUGAUGAUAUAUCAGCUUACCACGGUCUAAUUAUUGACACAGCAGAGCCAACUGGUCAAGAGUUGUCAACUGAAGACAUCAUUUCAACUGUCUCUUGUGACAGUGAAUCCGACAUUGAAAGUGAUACACCAAUCAAGCCUUUCAGUCUGAACAAAGCACAUUCUAACUUGAAAGACAUAUUCACAUGGUUUGAACAAAACAGGAAUUUACGUGAAGAUGAUGAUGUAAUGUGUCAUUUGCUUAAAACUGAUGAGAAGCUCUGAAAGAAAAAAAUUAAUUGCAGAAUCAGACUGUGAUUACAUCCUUAUUGGUAAAGUAAUUUGUUGUAUAUUUGAUCAGUACUGUGUAUUUUGCAUUCUGUAAAUCCUUGGUUUGAAAAAUGUGUUGUUCUAUUACAAUUGGAGUGUUAGUUUAAGUAACCAAUGACAAAGUAGAGAAACAUCAAUGGUUAAAUUACUGGCCUUAUUAAUCCUGAUUUCUUCUAUUAGUUAUCCUUGAACUUACAAUGAACUCGGUGUAAUAAAACUAUCUUAAAACAUUUUUAAAUUAAAGAAUCAGACCCAAAGUUGGUAUAGCUAAAAGUAAAGAUCUUUAAAAUUUGAAGAUUUCUUUCACUCUCAGUCUGAAGGUAAUGCAGAGCCUCAUAAUCCAGAGGGGGUUCACUGUUCAAUAUAGCAAAGAUAUCCAAAAUUAAAAGAUGUUUUCAUUUUCAGCAGGAAAAUUUUUUGUCAUAUAACCAGUCUAAAGUUUUUUUUAAAAAUAUUAACCCUUAAAUUACUGACUUGUUUACAUACCACAGGUGGAGUAAUUUUAUGUUUUUGUUUAACACAUUGAAUAUGGUCUUUGCUGCCCAACGAAAGGUGCCUGUUCAAAAAGUUGCACAAAAUAAACUAAGAGUUUAUUUAGAUUUAUUAACUUAUGCUUUAUUAUCUUGUAUCCAAGUUAAUUAUAAUAUUGAAACAAUUUUGGUUGCUCUUUUUUGUGUGUGAGAGACUUAUAUUAUUGAAGAUUCUGCAACCAACAAAUUCAUGGCAGUUUGGUGUUUAAUUAGUUUAAAAAUCCAGAUGGGUCCAUGGGUUAAAACAAUAUGUUAGGGCAUAAAUCGACAUAGUUGCUGUUGGGUUGUACGUUUUCUUGUGUGGCAUAUCUGAUUAAUGCUAUUGAUGCAUAAAGUCUGGAAUAUUUUUAUAAUAAAUGUUCUUCUCAUGAGAUGUAGGGCUGUUCUCAAUUCUAAUUUGGUUUCAGGUAGUUGAUCUCUAAAUAAAUC